UUCCCGCCCGGCACCUCUCGAGCCGCGGCGGGCGCUGCGAUGCCUCUUGGCGUUGCUGGCGAUGGCGGCGCCGACGACGACGACCGGGGCGGCGCUGUACCAGGCCGGGCUACACCCGGUGUGGGUGCUGGAAGGCGGCACGGUGCGGGAGGCGCUGCGGGACUCGGCUUCGGCCUGGCUGGUGCAGUUCUACUCCUCGUCCUGCGGACACUGCGUGGCCUUCGCGCCCACCUGGCGCGCCUUGGCGGGGGACGUCCACGAGUGGGAGCCAGCGAUCAGAAUUGGCGUGCUGGAUUGUGGAGAUGAGAAAAACUACAAACAGUGUAAAGAGUACGGAGUCCAGUAUUAUCCCACUUUCAGGUAUUUCAAAGCUUUUGUCAAGCAGUUUACAGUUGGAGAAAAUCAUCCCGCAACCUCAGAUCGGGACCUUCAGAGCCUCCGCCAAACAAUGAUUGAUUUUCUGCAGAACCAUUCCCGGGAAGCAAAACCGCCAGCUUGUCCGUCUUUGGAGCCAACUCUGCCAGAAGAAGUAUUUUCCCUUUUCAAUAAACCCAAUCAGCAUUAUACUGCCAUCAUUUUUGAGAGCGGGAGCUCAUAUCUUGGCCGAGAGGUAAUCUUGGACCUCGGUCAGUAUGAAAACAUUGCCAUCAAACGGGUUCUAAAUUCUGAGACAGAUGUACUUGAAAAACUUGGUAUUACUUCAGUCCCUUCAUUGUACCUGAUUUAUCCCAAUGGAUCCCAUGGAUUAAUUAACAAUUUGAAGCCUCUUCGGUCUUUCUUUUCUUCCCAUUUAAAGUCACUCCUGGGAGUUAGAAGAAAACUCGCUUCCCCUCUCCCACUUCUCCAGCAAAGGAGACCAGGAAACACAAACUUCAAGGAAUGGAAAGAGUUCAACCAGUCCAAAUUAUACAUGGCUGACCUUGAGUCUGGGCUGCAUUAUUUGUUCAGGGUCGAACUUGCCACCCACAAAACCCUGGAAGGCGCUGAGCUGAGGACCUUGAAAGAUGUUGUUAUACUCCUGGCCAAGCUCUUUCCUGGCCGUCAACCUGUGAUGAAGUCGCUGGAGACCUUACAGGUGUGGCUGCUGAGCCUCCCGUUGGACCGGAUCCCCUACGAUGCCAUCUUGGACCUGCUCAACAACAAAAUUCAUAUCUCUGGCCAAUUUCUGCCCAGCCGGCUCCAGUGGGUCGGGUGUCAGGGCAGCCAGGUGGGACUGAGAGGUUACACCUGUUCCUUCUGGAAGCUCUUCCACACCUUAACAGUUCAAGCAGCAGCCCAGCCGAGAGCUUUGCUCAACACAGGCUUUGAAGACAAUCCCCGGGCGGUUCUUCAGAUCAUGCAGAAGUACGUCCAGGAUUUCUUUGGCUGCCGAGCUUGCGCGGAGCACUUCCGGGAGAUGGCCAGAGCGUCUUUGGAUUCCGUGAAGAGCCGGGAUGAAGCUGUGCUGUGGCUGUGGGAGAAGCACAACGUGGUCAACGCCCGACUGGCAGGCGAUUUGAGCGAAGACCCCCAGUUCCCCAAAGUGCAGUGGCCCACCCCGGCCCUUUGCCCCGCAUGCCACAAGGCGACCCAGGGCCCCUCUGCCUGGGACAAGACGCAAGUGCUCCACUUCCUGAAACAGCAUUAUGGCAGCCACAACCUCAUCCACACCUACCUCAAAGAAGCCGACAACACCGAAGAACAAGAGGCCCAAGGUGGAGGAGAAGCGUUUCCAAAGGAAGCCGCUCGGGAGGCCAACAAGGGCCAAGAUCCACAGGAGUCCUUGGGAGCCAAGUCCAAAGGCUUGGGCCAUCUGAUAGCCAAGGAGGACUCUGUAAUCGAUCCAGGGAAAAGGCCAGCUGGCUCAGUGGUCGAGCAGGAAGGGAACCAGGCGUUGUCGUUCUUGGGAGUCGGCUUCUCCAACAUCGACAUGAGCCUCUGCAUCAUCCUCUACAUAGCUUCGUCUUUAUUUCUAAUGAUCAUGUUCUUUUUCUUCCACGUGAGAUCCAAGUGCUGGAAAGUGAGACACAACUGUCCCUACGUAUAGCAGAUCCAUCGGAAAUCCAAGUUUCAGACUCGAAACGUCUCCCUUGUGCUUGCCUGCAACUUGGCUAGCAGGGAAUCAGGGAUAUUUUUUUUUUAAUUCUUUUUACAGCGCAAUGUUUUACAUUUCACGAAACUGUGCCAUUGUUCCUCAUCCUCAUUCACUGAUGAUCUUCUUCUCUGCUGCUGGACACUUUGAAUUUAGAACAGUGUAGAAAAAGGUGUUUUUCUGAAGAAACAUUAAAACGGUUUCUGGUGAUCUUUUUCCUUGGGUUGCCUAGUGUGCUUCGGUUUAUGAAAUCGUUCAUGAAAAUCAGGGUGCUUGGAGGGUGUUAAACAGGUGCUUAUAACAGCAACCAAAUUUGGGUGCAAACAUUUAGAGGACCACUCUAGAAUAUAAUCCAACCAGUGUCUUAAAUUUUAAAAGAGUUACUUUCAACAAACUCAGUGACAGCCUAAGAAAAAUUCCAUGGAUAAAAAUCCUAAACAAGAAGACAACUCAAGAAGCAUUGGAAACUCUUGAGAAAUAUGAUCAUAAAAGCCCAGUCCAACACAAUACCGCUGAAAAAGAAACACAAGAAAUCUAACAAGAAACCAACAAGGUUGCACAAUUUUUUUUAUGAUGAACUGAAAGAUAAAAAUCAGUACAAAAAGGGGAAAGAGGGACACAUCAUUAAGGCAGAAUCUCACCAGAUAGCCUGAAUCUGCAAAAAUGGAAGUCAGGAAAGCAAAGUCUCAAAAUGAACAAAGACUUGCAACGAAAGUCAAAAGAUAAUUUUAAAAAGUUUCAACAUAAAAAUAACAAGAAAAAAAGUCAAGGAAACAUUCAGUCCACUAAAGAGAGAAGAUGGCAAGAAAGGA
Messenger RNA from Notechis scutatus (mainland tiger snake), 2883 nucleotides. RefSeq names its product quiescin sulfhydryl oxidase 2 (gene QSOX2). The record is from RefSeq and is a predicted model, not a curated record. Lineage: Eukaryota; Metazoa; Chordata; Lepidosauria; Squamata; Elapidae. Gene Ontology annotation, cellular component: Golgi membrane. Gene Ontology annotation, biological process: protein folding. Gene Ontology annotation, molecular function: protein disulfide isomerase activity; flavin-dependent sulfhydryl oxidase activity.